GUGACAAUCAGUGACAAUCGAAUGUCAAAAUAAUUUCGCGCCGGUUUUCGAUCAAAAGUAAAUAUUUUUUUAGUUUGGUUUUGGGUUAGAGGACGACGAGAGCAAGCGUUUUGUUGAUUUACAAUAAAUAAUAGCUUUAGAUGGAUAGAAAGAGGAACGUUCUCUCGCAGAUGAACGGUCGCGAGGAGAGCAAAAAGAGGACGAGUACGAACGAGGAGAGACCCUCCAAAAGGCACAAACCUACACCUAUGCAGAACAGUAAACCAGGCACAAUACUGCGAAUGACACUCACAAACUUUAUGUGUCACAGUCAUCUGGAUGUCAAGUUUGAUAACAGCAUCAACUUUGUGAUUGGCAGGAAUGGCAGCGGGAAGAGUGCCAUCCUCACUGCACUCAUUGUUGGUUUGGGAGCGAAGGCUACAGUCACCAAUCGGGGCAACUCCAUCAAAGGUUUCAUAAAAGCUGGUGAAAAAUCUGCCAGCGUAUCGAUAGUGCUGAAUAAUGCCGGUCCAUUUGCGUACAAGCACGACGUGUACGGAGAUUCCAUCGAGAUCGUGAGGAGCGUCACGGCGAGCGGCUCCUCGCAAUACAAAAUAAAAUCGCAUAGCGGCGAAGUGAUGUCGAAGAACAGGAAGGAGAUACAGAACGUCGUGUGCGGCUUGAACAUUCAGGUGGACAAUCCGAUAUGCAUCCUCAAUCAGGACACGUCGCGCAAUUUCCUCAGCAGCAGCGAUCCGAAGAUGCGGUACGAUUUGUUCGUGCGAGCCACUCGACUGGACAUCCUCUACGAGGAGUACAAGCAGGGCAACAGACGACGCCAGAAUUCGCUCGAAGUGUACCAGGAGAAGCAACGAUUGAUACAGCAGCUCGCCAACGAGAUCGAGGAGAUGCACAGGAGACUGGAGACGCACCAGAACAUCGAUAGGACGAGAAUGAAUUUGCAGACGCUCGAGGUGGAGUUCCUUUGGGCUAUGGUGGUCGAUGCCGAAGCAGAGGCCAAAAAACAGAGGGCUGUGACUGACAGGUGCUUGGCGGAGAGUACGAACCUGGAGGACAUCCACAUGCGAGGCGAUGAAAUUAUGAAGGAAAUUGUGGAUAAAGUCCAAUCGUUCAAUCAGAAUAUCAAGGAGCUGAAGGAUACGUUGGACAGUCAGGAUAAGUCAAGGAAAGAGUGCAUCCAGCAAACGAACGUCUUGCAACAAAAACUGAUGGAGAGGAUGCGAGAUAAGAUGGCGCUGGAGCGUGAGAUCGAGCGGAAGGAGGUGGAUAGACGGGGACUGAAAAAUGAGAUAGAGAACUUCACCAGCAAGAUGAGCGAUAGGCAGAAGAACAAGCUGGAAAAUCUGCGUAGCAUCGCGGAUCUGGAGGAGAAGUUGAAGCAGAUGCAAGAGAUGAGGGUCACAUUCCAAAACGAAAAGUUCCAGAGCGACAGCGAUGUUAAAGCGAAGGAAGACGAUCAGGAAGCGAUGCUGAAGGAUCUGGAGACGGCGAAGAGCAAGCUGAAUAGAUCGAAGGAACAUCUGAGCGCAAUGAGACGCGAGACGAACAACCCGUUGGCCCCCUACGGUAGGAACACGAUCAGAUUGAGGCAGAUCAUCGACGCGCACAAAUCGGACUUCCGAGAGAUGCCUAGAGGUCCGCUCGGUGCGUCCGUCUCGGUGAAGGAUCGCAAAUGGACGGUCGCCAUCGAGGGUUUCAUAGGGGUGGCGCUGCUGCAGGCGGUAGCCGUCGACAACGACGACGAUCGGAGGGUGCUGAUCCAGCUGAUGAACAAGUACAUGCCGGAGAUGGCGAAGCCGUUGAUCAUCACCAGCAAAUUCUUCCAUCAGGUGCACAACGUAGAGCCGAACAUGACGAGGGCGCCUUCCGAAGGAUGCGUCAGCUUGUACGAGGCAAUCUCCGUCAACGAUCCGGUCGUGAUGAACACCCUCAUCGAUCAGCUGGCCAUCGAAGGAAUCCUCCUCAUAGAAAGCGACGAUCUUGCCAUCGAUCUGAUGAGCAAAGGUGAGCGGGUGCCGAGGAAGUGCGCGCAGGGCAUCACCCAGAAGGGCGACUCCUAUUAUCCUUACCCGAACUACCGGACGUACUGCACGCGAUACCGCAAUUCGAGAUUCCUUCAGGUCGAUCGCGAAGAUCUGAUCAGGCAGCUCGAAUCGGACAUCCAGGGGCACGAGACGAAUAGAGAUGAGCUUGACGUGACGUUUGCGAAGGCCAAAUCAGAGCUCGACGAGAAACGCAGGUAUUCGGCGGAGCUGAACCACAAGUUGGAGACUUGUCAGACGGGCAUCAGGAGGGCGCAGAGAAAGUUGUCGGAAUUGCAGGAGAGUAUCGAGGAAACGGAGCUGGGAAACGUGCAGGAAUUUGAGAACGAGCUGAUGGAAGUGCAGAGAACCGUCGACGCGAUCACAGAGAAGAAGGAAAAAAUUGAGGAGGCCAUCGCGCAGCUUCAAAAGCAGCUCGAUUCCAGCGAAGAGAAUCGUCAGCAAUGGGACAGGGCGAUCGCUGCGAUCGACGAGCGUAUACAACCGAUUCAGGAUCGAAUUCGCGAGCAAUUAAAUAGGAAACUGGAAAUACAGGUGAGCAAAGAUAAGAGCAAAAGGAGGAUACUGCUGGCGAAGCAGAAGGUCGAGGAGGAAACGAAAGUAUUGAUGGAGUUGGAGGGAAACGUGAAGGAACGUAUCGCGGAAGCUUCUUCCCUCGCUGACCAGAGACCCGAGGAAAUAAGGGCCGUUCCGGUCGUGGUCGAGAAGAUGAAAGAGUUGCAGAGCACUAUACGUCGCAUGGAGACGGAAACUGGGAAUUUGGAAGAGCUGAUGGAGAUGUACAAGAGCAAGUCGAAUGUGCUAAACAGGACGAAGGAGAUUCUCGAUCGGAUCCACGAGGAUUUGGAUAUGCUGACGGCCGCCUACCAUCAUCGCAGACGGCUAUGCAAGAACACGCGCGAAUACUUUGAGACAUUCAUCGGUCACUGCUUCGGCAAGUUCCUCAAGUGGCGGCAGUUCCAGGGGAAUCUAUCGAUUAAUUUCGAGGAGGAAACGCUCGACAUGGUCGUGAUACCGCAGCACGGCAGCCAAGGCAAGACGCAGACGACGAACCUCUCCGGUGGCGAACGUUCCUUCUCGACGGUCGCCUUCCUCUAUUCCCUCUGGCAAUGCUUGGAUUUUCCAUUCUACUUCCUGGAUGAAUUCGAUGUGUUUAUGGAUAAGAUGAAUCGGGCCCGAGUCAUGGAGAUACUCAUACAUCACGCCAAAUCCAACAGCGACACGCAGUACGUAUUCCUCACGCCGCAGGACGUUGCCUUCCUGAAGGAUAACAUGGACGUCGCCCUUCACAGAUUGGAGGAUCCAACGAGGCGAAUAUCGUCGACUCAGUAAUUCAAAUAUAUUUUUUUUUAUAAAAAUGCAAAGUAUAGUGAUGUGAGUAUGUAUGUAUACACUAU
Nicrophorus vespilloides is the source of this 3439-nucleotide messenger RNA. It is a transcript of the gene SMC6, whose product is annotated as structural maintenance of chromosomes protein 6. Gene Ontology annotation, cellular component: Smc5-Smc6 complex; nucleus; site of double-strand break. Gene Ontology annotation, molecular function: damaged DNA binding; single-stranded DNA binding. The transcript has 10 exons. Gene Ontology annotation, biological process: double-strand break repair via homologous recombination. NCBI's taxonomy places the organism in Eukaryota, Metazoa, Arthropoda, Insecta, Coleoptera, Silphidae. The coding region runs from base 141 to 3374 and encodes 1077 amino acids. The record is from RefSeq and is a predicted model, not a curated record.